Racocetra fulgida is the source of this 1022-nucleotide messenger RNA. The record is from the annotation of a GenBank genome assembly. Lineage: Eukaryota; Fungi; Glomeromycota; Glomeromycetes; Diversisporales; Gigasporaceae.
AACUUAUUAAAACUGUUUCUGACAAACCAUUCUCCUUACCAGCUGUUUCUGAUGAUAGCUCAGGUUAUAAAGAACUAAUAAAAUUAGAAGGAAGGUGGAUCAAAAAAAGAAAGCCUGAGGAGGAACUUGACUUUGAAUUCAAACAAAUAACUUUCACUAAAAUUGAAAUUACUGAAUAUUAUAAAGAGUUGGUUCUUAAAAAGCUUCAAAUGAAUGCGAUUAUUGACGAUAUUUACAAGAUUGAACAUUCUCAAAAGAUCGAUGGUUCAUUACCCUUAUAUAAUAUAAUCAUUAAUGAUCAACUUCAACUUAAAAAAAAUGAACUAGGCAAAACAUUCAAAGAAUCUAUUGAAAGUUUUACUGGAAAAAAAAUCGGAUUAGAUUUGUCAAUUUGGGAGACCGCAUUUGGUAUGGUUUACUUGGAAACUGUUUUUAGUGAUUACUAUAAUAAAUGGAAACACGUUUAUGAAAAAGCAAAAGAGUGGAUUGAUGAUAAACUCGAUCUUUUCAAAAUCACAUUUGAACAAUUAAAAGGCACUUGUAUGAAUCACUUGAUUGAACUUUGUAUGAAAUUUUAUAAUAAACCAAUGAUCAUUCACACGUUUGAAAUAGAUGAUGAUAAAAUGGAACCCGUUUAUAGAACUCUUAAAGUUCAAAAUGAUAUUAAUUGCUUACUCAAAUCUAUAUUGGAAAAUGAUAGUAUUGUUAGUGUCAAUUCUGGAAAAUUUAAAAUUACAUUUGAUGAUAAAACCAUUGAAACUCUUAAGUAUUAUAUUGAUGCUUGGGGCGCAAGGUGUUUUGAUAAAGAGGUGUUAGUCUCUUUUUUUGCUAUUACAUUUUUGAAUACUUUUUUAAAAGAUGAUAAUAUAUCUAAAUCUAAACGGGAAUCAGCAAGGAAUCGAAUUCAUGAUAAGGUGCAAAAUACUGAAUUAGCGAAAAGCAUAACCAGAGCUUGUGAACAAUAUUUAAGGAAACAGGUUUACGACUUUUUUACAGAAAAUAAUUUAAUGAUAAUAGACUAA